AUGAAUGUUCAAGAAACAUCUUCACAAAGUAUUCCAGCAGCGCCUUUUGUCGAAAAAGUUGAAGAUUUUGUAACGUCUCGUGAGAAUGUUGAAUCAGUGUUGAAGCAUUUUCAACAAUUAAUAGCAAAAUAUCGGUUUAUGGAAGCCAAUUUUCAACGUCAUGUUAUGGUACUUUUAGAUAAAAUCCCAGAAAUGGAUAAAACAUUGCAGAUGUUAAUUAGAAAAAGUGAUAUUUUACAGGAAAAAAAAGAAUCAUUUGAUACGUAUUUUGAACUAAAUGAUACACUUUAUUUUAAAAUCAUUAUUCCAUCAACAGACAAAGCUGGAGUGUGGCUUGGGGCAAAUGUUAUGAUUGAAUAUCCUAUUCCUGAGGCCAUUGAGUUUCUGACAUCAAGGAUAUCAGCAGCAAAAGCAUCUUUGAAGAAAUACGAGGAAGAUCUUGAAUUUAUUCGAGAAAAUAUUACUAUUUUAGAAGUGAAUAUUGCAAGAAUAUAUAAUUGGGAUGUGGCACAGAGACGUAUUGAAAAGUCUUCAUGUAUUGAAAAAUAA
Messenger RNA from Pneumocystis jirovecii RU7, 549 nucleotides. Its product is annotated as tubulin-binding prefolding complex subunit PAC10. NCBI's taxonomy places the organism in Eukaryota, Fungi, Ascomycota, Pneumocystomycetes, Pneumocystales, Pneumocystaceae. Gene Ontology annotation, cellular component: cytoplasm; prefoldin complex. Gene Ontology annotation, molecular function: tubulin binding. The transcript has 5 exons. The coding region runs from base 1 to 549 and encodes 182 amino acids. The record is from RefSeq and is a predicted model, not a curated record. Gene Ontology annotation, biological process: protein folding; microtubule-based process; tubulin complex assembly.